Gavia stellata (red-throated loon) is the source of this 2215-nucleotide messenger RNA. It is a transcript of the gene RAF1, whose product is annotated as Raf-1 proto-oncogene, serine/threonine kinase. The coding region runs from base 204 to 2207 and encodes 667 amino acids. Gene Ontology annotation, cellular component: mitochondrion; plasma membrane; cytosol. The transcript is spliced from 18 exons. NCBI's taxonomy places the organism in Eukaryota, Metazoa, Chordata, Aves, Gaviiformes, Gaviidae. Gene Ontology annotation, biological process: signal transduction; protein phosphorylation. The record is from RefSeq and is a predicted model, not a curated record. Gene Ontology annotation, molecular function: ATP binding; protein kinase activity.
CAUUCUGACUGUCUCAGCUUCUUGCCUUUGCUCUCCCCAAGAACUGUUAACCCCAGGUGCACUUGGGUUCUGUUUGCACACAUCCUCCCAGCCAGGCUCCCGUCUCAGCCUUUGGAUUUCUCCUCCUUCGGAUCAGAAACACUACUGAUGGUGCCAGCGGGCUAGCUGGGUGUGGGAAGACGUUUCGGGCUCUGACCGCAUCAAUGGAGCACAUUCAGGGAGCUUGGAAGACUAUCAGUAACGGUUUUGGACUCAAAGAUUCUGUCUUUGAUGGCCCAAACUGUAUUUCGCCUACUAUCGUCCAGCAGUUUGGUUAUCAACGCCGAGCAUCUGAUGAUGGCAAAAUAUCAGAUACUUCCAAAACUAGUAAUACUAUUCGUGUUUUCUUGCCCAACAAGCAGCGCACGGUGGUAAAUGUGCGAAAUGGACAGACCUUACAUGACUGUCUUAUGAAGGCACUUAAAGUAAGAGGUCUGCAGCCAGAAUGCUGUGCGGUUUUUCGACUUCUUACUGAACCAAAAGGAAAAAAAAUGCGUUUGGAUUGGAAUACAGAUGCUGCUUCCUUGAUUGGAGAGGAACUGCAAGUGGACUUUCUUGAUCAUGUUCCACUCACCACACACAAUUUUGCUCGGAAGACAUUUCUAAAGCUUGCUUUCUGUGACAUCUGCCAGAAGUUCCUGCUAAAUGGGUUUCGGUGUCAGACAUGUGGUUAUAAAUUCCAUGAACACUGCAGCACUAAAGUUCCAACCAUGUGUGUCGACUGGAGCAAUAUCAGGCAACUCUUAUUGUUCCCAAAUUCAAAUAUCAGUGACAGUGGUGUCCCUGCACUACCUCCCUUGACAAUGAGACGGAUGCGGGAGUCUGUCUCCCGGAUACCUGUUAGUUCCCAGCACCGGUAUUCUACACCUCAUGCCUUCACAUUCAACACAUCAAAUCCUUCCUCUGAGGGCUCGCUUUCCCAAAGACAGCGAUCUACAUCCACACCGAACGUCCAUAUGGUUAGCACUACAAUGCCUGUAGACAGCCGGAUAAUUGAGAAUAACAGCCUGAAUGCUUCUCCCAGUUCCUGGUGCAGACGAUUUUGUUUGAGGGGAAGAGAUGCAAUUCGAAGCCAUAGUGAAUCAGCCUCACCCUCUGCUUUGUCUGGAAGUCCUAACAAUAUGAGCCCAACUGGCUGGUCUCAGCCCAAAACCCCAGUACCAGCGCAGAGAGAGAGAGCCCCUGGAUCUAAUACACAAGAAAAAAACAAAAUUAGGCCUCGUGGACAGAGGGAUUCCAGUUAUUACUGGGAAAUAGAAGCAAGUGAAGUCAUGCUUUCUACCAGAAUAGGGUCAGGUUCUUUUGGAACAGUUUACAAAGGCAAAUGGCAUGGGGAUGUAGCAGUGAAGAUACUAAAGGUUGUGGAUCCAACCCCAGAACAGUUCCAGGCUUUCAGAAAUGAAGUGGCUGUAUUAAGGAAGACUCGGCAUGUUAAUAUUUUGCUCUUUAUGGGCUACAUGACUAAAGAUAAUCUGGCCAUUGUUACACAGUGGUGUGAAGGAAGCAGUCUGUAUAAACACCUGCAUGUUCAAGAGACCAAGUUCCAAAUGUUCCAGCUCAUUGAUAUUGCUCGGCAGACAGCACAGGGAAUGGACUAUUUACAUGCCAAGAAUAUCAUCCACAGAGACAUGAAAUCCAAUAAUAUAUUUCUUCAUGAAGGCCUCACAGUGAAAAUAGGAGACUUUGGUCUGGCAACUGUAAAAUCCAGGUGGAGUGGAUCUCAACAGGUGGAACAGCCCACCGGUUCAAUCCUGUGGAUGGCACCAGAAGUGAUACGGAUGCAGGACAGUAACCCAUUCAGUUUUCAGUCAGAUGUCUACUCCUAUGGAAUAGUAUUAUAUGAACUAAUGACAGGAGAGUUGCCAUACUCCCACAUAAACAACCGAGAUCAGAUUAUUUUCAUGGUUGGCCGAGGGUAUGCUUCUCCAGACCUCAGUAAAUUGUACAAGAACUGCCCCAAAGCAAUGAAGAGGCUUGUAGCAGACUGUUUGAAGAAAGUUAGGGAAGAACGACCUCUGUUUCCACAAAUACUAUCGUCCAUUGAAUUGUUGCAACAUUCUUUACCCAAAAUCAACCGGAGUGCUUCCGAACCAUCUCUGCAUCGUGCCGCCCACACGGAGGACAUAAAUUCGUGCACAUUAACAUCCACGAGACUACCCGUGUUUUAGGAUCAUGU